Molecule: messenger RNA, 526 nt
Organism: Aphis gossypii (cotton aphid)
Lineage: Eukaryota; Metazoa; Arthropoda; Insecta; Hemiptera; Aphididae
Exons: 3
Coding region: 120-476 (118 amino acids)
Source: RefSeq, a predicted model, not a curated record
UACAGGUAUCUACACUAGUUUUAUUGUUGCCAUGAUACAAAAAUAAACAAAUACAUAAAUUGAAAAGUGCAUAAUUACUUUGAGUUAGAAACACUUGGUUGAAGAAUGAUAGAAUAAAAAUGUCUUUAAUUAAUAAUAUAAACAGAUUGAACUUCAAUGACGAUGAAUACAAUUUUAUUUAUGGUAUUGUGGAUGAACUAUCGAAAAAUGUAUUAAAAGUUGUGUCUCAAAGAUCUUUAGACGAGAAAGAAAUACAGUUUAUAAGCCGUUGCAACAUUAACGCCAUAUUUCGAUUAUUCAAACUUCCGUAUCCUCGUGUUGAUAGCGAAGAUUUGAGUGCACAGUCACAUAUAUUUUUAGAUCCUCCACCUCAAAGUGGAAAAGUUGUCUUUACUUCUACAAUACCAAUUAAAGAAGUUAAAAAAAUGACUAAAUUAAAAAUAAAUAAUCGAACUACGAGGAAUAAUAUAAUAUAAGUAGGCACUAUGUAUUAAUUUAAAAAUAAAUAAAUAUAUUUCUGACUUUA